AUGGACACUUGUCAAAGUCAGUCAUCGUCUCCUUUUGUGGUGCGGGACCAGAUCACCCACUGCACCAUGAAGCUGCGCCAGACCACCGGCAUGAUGGAGUUCUGCCUGGAGGUCCUGAAGGAGAACGACCCCAGCGGGUUCCUGCAGAUCUCGGACGCCCUGAUCAAACGGGUGACUUCGUCUCAGGACCAGUGGGUGAAAGGCGCCCUGGAGCCGAAGGUGGGCGCCGACUUCGACCUCAGCGUUAGCACCGACUCACUUCUGCAGACCAUCCUGCAACUGGACUUCAUCCAGGGAAAAGCGGAGAGUGGCCCCCCGGUGCCCGCGGCCCCCCUCCUGCAGCUGGAGAAGUGCUGCACCCGGAACAACAGCGUGACUCUGGCCUGGAGGGUCACGCUGCCCGUGGGCAGCCCCAUCGAGGGAUACAUCCUGGAGCUGGACGACGGCAACGGGGGACAGUACCGGGAGGUUUACGUGGGAAAGGAGACGAUGUGCACGGUGGACGGGCUGCAUUUCAACAGCUCCUACAACGCCCGGGUGAAGGCCUACAACGCGGUGGGCGUGGGGCCCUACAGCAAAACCGUGGUGCUGAAGACCUCCGACGUGGCUUUUUUCACCUUUGACCCCACCUCGGCCCACCGGGACAUCGUCCUGUCCAACGAGAACCAGACGGUGUCCUGCAAUAGUUACGACGACCGCGUGGUUCUGGGAACCGCCGCCUUCUCCAAGGGCAUUCACUACUGGGAGGUCAGCGUCGAUCGCUAUGACAACCACCCGGACCCGGCCUUCGGGGUGGCGAGGAUCAACACCCUGAAGGACAUGAUGCUGGGAAAAGACGACAAGGCCUGGGCCAUGUACGUGGACAACAACCGCUCCUGGUUCAUGCACAACAACUCGCACACCAACAGGUGGGUCUCCGCACAGUUUUAUAGGAGAAUGUCCAGAGGAGGGAAAAGGAAUCAGUAA
This is a messenger RNA of Menidia menidia (Atlantic silverside), 966 nucleotides long. Lineage: Eukaryota; Metazoa; Chordata; Actinopteri; Atheriniformes; Atherinopsidae. The record is from the annotation of a GenBank genome assembly.